Molecule: messenger RNA, 4048 nt
Organism: Dermacentor albipictus
Lineage: Eukaryota; Metazoa; Arthropoda; Arachnida; Ixodida; Ixodidae
Source: RefSeq, a predicted model, not a curated record
AAGUAACACAUUUACUUCUUCUACCAAGCUAUGUCUCGGCUCGGCAGACUAGACGAGUACGACCCUAAGGUUCAGAACUUCGAAUCUUAUGUCGAACGAUUUGAGCAUUACGUCAGGGCCAACGAGAUAGCGGAAGGGAAGAAACUGUCUGUUUUCUUGACAGUAAUUGGUGCAGAAGCAUAUGAAAUUCUCAAAAACUUGGUUGUUCCAUUGCUACCAGGAGAUAAGACCUUCGCGGAAGUAAAGGAGCUCUUGCAAAGCCACUACAGCCCGAAGACGUCUGUAAUUGCAGAAAGGUGCAAAUUCAACCGCCGAGUGCAACUUGACCACGAAAGUGUCGAAGACUUCGUAGUAGAGUUGAAGCACCUAGCGCGCAAAUGUAACUUCGGGCCAUUUCUCCUGGACGCUCUACGCGACAGAUUGGUAGCUGGGAUCCGAAGCGAAGAAACGCAGAAGGCGUUGUUCACGGCUGACGCACUCACGUUUGAAAGGGCAUGUAAAAUAGCUCUUGACAGCGAAUUGGCCGCGACACAAACAGCCGCAAUAAAAGCACGAAGCCGUGCUGAGAGCAUAAACGCAGUGGAAAUGAAAAAUAACGAGCAUCAGCGCAGCGACCAUGACCAAGCGAAGGAUAAAGGCUCGGCGCGAAACCAGGCCAAGAAACAAAAAUGUUACCGCUGUGGCAAGACGCACGCGCCAGAACAUUGCUGGUAUAAAAACUACUCGUGCAAGCUAUGUUCAAAAGUUGGACACCUUCAAAACAUGUGUCGAACGAGCAAGACUAAGCUGAAGGCACAUGCAGUAAUGGAAUUGUCAGACGAAGACGAGCACACCCUGUACAACUGCACAGUCGACUCAUCGGUGAAGAACGGUUAUGUGGUGACUGUAAACGUGGAGGGCCAGAAAGUGUCAAUGCAGGUGGACACGGGGGCCGCAGUGACAAUUGUACCUGAAAGUGUGUACAAAGAGAAGUUUGCGCAUGUGCAUUGUGAACCAACUCGGGUUGUGCUAAAGACGUACACAGGCGAGAAAAUGGAUGUUAUAGGGCAAUGCAAUGUAACCGCGACCUAUGAAGGGCAGAGUGCAGUGUUACCAAUUGUUGUUGUGAAAAACCGCGAACGCGAGUUACCUAUAUUGCUGGGAAGAACCUGGCUUAACAAGCUUCGGCUGAAUUGGAAAUCGCUUUGCAGUGUACGCAGUGAAGACAGAGUAGAUAAGAUUCGUGCAAAGUUUCCAAACGUGUUUUCGCAAUCGCUGGGUGCUAUCAGGAACUUCGAGGCGCAAAUUGUUUUGCAACCAGGUUGUACGCCGGUGUUUUGUAAAGCACGCCCGCUUCCUUUUUCUUUGCGUGAACAAGCAGAAAAACGCCUCGCUGAGCUCGAAAGCCAAGGCGUAAUCACGCCUGUGAGUAGAAGCGAUUGGGCAACUCCACUGGUUCUGGUCCCAAAGAAACAAGGUGAUCAAAUACGCCUUUGUGGCGAUUACAAAAUCACUGUAAAUCCGGUACUUAAAAUAGACCACUACCCACUACCACAACCAGAGGAAUUGUUCACAGUACUGUGUGGAGGCAAAGUAUUUUGUGUCUUAGAUUUGUCAUCGGCAUACCAACAAGUGGUACUGAGUCCCGAAUCAAGACAUAUUCUGACGGUUAACACGCACAAGGGGCUGUAUCAAUAUAACAGACUUCCUUAUGGAAUAGCCAGUGCCCCUGCUUUGUUCCAGUGCAUGAUGGAUAAGGUUUUGCUUGGUAUUCCGAAUGUUGGUUGUUAUAUUGAUGAUGUUAUAAUUGCAGGCCAGGACGUGGAUGAUUGCCAAAAAAACGCUCGAGCGGGUGCUAGGCAGGCUUUCGGAGCAUAACAUAACGUUAAAGCUGGAAAAAUGUAAGUUUUUCCAAGAUUCUGUCUCUUACCUAGGGCACAUGGUCAGCGCCGAUGGCAUCUACCCGACAGAAGAAAAAGUGAAGGCGAUCCUGCACGCUCCUGAGCCAACAAAUGUAACCGAAUUAAGAGCAUACUUAGGGCUGCUCAAUUUUUACAGCAAAUUUAUGAAGAAUGUGUCAUCUAUAGCAGAACCAAUGUACAGAUUGUUACGGAAGGGAGAACGAUGGCUGUGGACGAAGCAGUGUAGUAAUGCUUUUAAAGCGACUAAGCAUCUGCUGGUAAACAGCCAUGCUCUUACCUACUACGACGCACGCAAGCCGCUCGGGUUGCAAUGUGACGCGUCUGCGUACGGCGUUGGAGCUGUUAUUUUUCACGUGCUACCGGACGGAGAAGAGCGUCCGAUAGCCUUCGCUUCACGAACUCUGACGUCAGCUGAGAAAAAUUAUGCACAAUGUGAAAGAGAGGCCCUAGCGCUUAUCUUCGGACUUCAAAAGUUCCACAAGUUCCUUUUCGGUAGACAGUUUAUGUUGUACACAGACCAUCAGCCACUCGUAAGCAUCUUGGGACAAAACAAAGCGACACCGUCGCAAGCAGCUGCGAGAUUGCAAAGAUGGUCCUUGAUAAUGUCCGCGUACCGGUAUACGCUUAAGUACCGCAAAGGGGCUGAAAUCGAAGUGGCUGAUGCUCUGUCUCGUCUACCUCUACCGUCUUGUCCCAAAUCUGAGAGCUCGGAAUGCUUUUCCGUGUUCGAAAGCACUCCGUUGAACUCUUCUGACGUAGCUAAGGCCACUGCACGGGAUGGCAAACUGUGCAGAGUGGUCGAGUACACGCGGUAUGGUUGGCCUUCAGAAGUGCCUAAUGAGCUCCAACCAUACUACGUUAGACGUCUAGAGCUAUCACUCGAGCAAGGUUGUGUCACGUGGGGCACAAGGGUGAUCGUGCCCGAGGCUUUGCAACCGGCUGUGUUGUCCUUGCUACAUGAGGACCACCCAGGCACCUCAAGGAUGAAAAUGCUGGCUAGAGGCUUCGUUUGGUGGCCAGGUCUCGAUAAAGCAGUAGAGGAUUACGUACGAACCUGUCGGGUUUGCCAAGUCGUGCAACCAGCCGCGCAGCCUGUACCACUACACCCUUGGCCUUAUCCGUCCAAGGUUUGGCAAAGGCUGCAUGUUGACUUUGCUAUGAAAGGACAGCUUAACUUUCUAGUCUUAGUGGACGCCUAUUCUAAGUGGAUUGAAGUAUGGCUGAUGACCUCAACCGUCACAAGACAAAUGAUUUCCAAACUUCGAAGUGUCUUCGCGGCGUACGGAUUUCCCGACGAAAUUGUAAGUGAUAAUGGGCCGCAAUUUGUGUCACAAGAGUUCGAAGACUUCUUGGCUAAGAAUAACAUAAAACAUACAAAAACGCCGCCCUAUCACCCAAUUUCGAACGGGGCAGCCGAACGUCUAGUCCAAACAACGAAGCGCGCAUUGCUGAAACAGCUGCUAUCAGAUGUCUCGCAAAACCGAGGAUCGGUGCAAACCGGGUUAGACAGCUUUUUGAUGAGCUAUCGAAACACGCCACAUAGUGUGACAGGCAGCACUCCUGCGCAGCUCUUCUUAAAGAGGCAACCUAAGAUCAAGUUGUCAUUCCUUAAACCCGAUUUCAAGCAAGAUAUGCUCAACAAACAGUUGAGCAGCAAGCGGCAGAAAGAUAAGCACCGGGGUACUGAACGUGGAUUCUUAGUGAGUGACAAAGUGUUUGUUAAAUGCGUACGUGGUGAGAAUGUGGCUUGGGAAGACGGCGUAGUUACUCAGAUCGUAAGCCCAGUGACAUAUCUUGUGAAUGUGGCGGGUGAAGUGCGCUUUGUGCAUGCUGACCAUUUGCGUCACUCCUUUGCGAGACCUGUCUCAGCUGACCCAUGGCAGCAACUUCCCGACACAAGGCACCUGGCCGAGCUGCAACAACGGCCAGAUACAGAUCCCGUAGUCACCCCUACAAGACCCCCGAUGGCCGCCGCAGAACCCGUGGAAUCUGCAUUACCAGACUCUGUGCAGAGUCCAACCCCUCGGGCUUCAACCGACCCUCCGACUACGGCAACAACGACUUCACACAAGGACACAUACCCAGCAGAGCAGAGCACAGAAGUUCCAAGCAAGCCCGAAGUCAUGCCUCGACGAAGCGGCCGUGCG